CCUUACAUGGAAGCUCGCCUCACUGCUCUUGAGGAGAUAGUGGACGAGCUGCAGGAAGAGGUAAGGUAUCUCAGGGGUGAAUUGCAGCGUCUUCGUCGAGCACGACGUGGGGACGACAGCAGAGCUUCUCCUGAGCCGAGUGAGCAUUCGGCGGCGGGCAGCAGAGGUGGCUACGGGGACUCUCGAGAUUCCCGCACUCCCCCUCGCAGCGAAUCCGGCGACGGCUCUUUCUCAGUGGUCAGGGGCUUCAACGAAGCGGCGUCUCGAUCACGGAGUGGAGCGGCAUCUCCCACUACUUCGGUGGGAUCUACAUCGACUUCCAGGUGCACUUUGUCUUGGCUGGAGCGCGAAGCUGUUUGUGAUCGAAUCGCUGAGCACAUCUCCAGGUGCAUCAACGGUGAGCAUCGCGGCAUUUCAGGCAGAGAAGACAUCCCAUUGUCCAGUCGGGUCUGGGUAGUUUUCAAAACCUUUGAGGGCGAGGAGCUGGACCCAGUUCGCGUUUGCCGGACUCUGGCCGCUCUCAGGGCCAUUGUGAAGAGAGGAGAAGAUUGUGGCGAGUCUGUGUUCAUCGGGCCGCCCUCUGAUCCUGGCCUGCUUAGGCCAAUCAUGGACACUAUGGAUGGGAUCCCUGACGAAAUUGGCAAGCUACAUUUUGUUGUGGAAGCGUCAGGGGAGGCAGAUCCAGAAUUUGUGCUAUGCUUGUACACCACUCCGAUGGGGGUGAAAAUUCAGUGCAUACUUGCUGCAGAAGUGGACGGUCGGGCUCUGGUUGCUUUUCCUCACCAAGUUUGGCACAGGACGAUUGCGCGGAGAGCGCUUCCGCCCGGUGUUCUUUCCAAGCCUACUCUUGUGGAGUUGGCGAGCACCACUGCGGCGGACCGGCUCGAGAUGGUGGAGGACAAGUACAUCAAGGUCUGGAUGGGCUACCUGUCUGCCGAGGUCUAUGCGGAGCUUCGAAUCAUGGAGGAGGACGAGGCCUGCGACUAUGUCUUCAAGCUCGACGGCGAAGCUGGUUUUCUACCCGCUGCUGCCUCGAUUGCGGAAGCGCUCACCGAGCACUUCUCCUUCUUGAGUGCAGAGAGCGGUGCUUUGGGCGACGGCCGCGGCGGUGGUGGAUCAGCCGAGCUUCAUACAAGAGUCGCCCAGUUGGAAGAUGUUCUAGCUGGCCUUGCCGAAAAUGUGAAGAUUCUGGUGGAAGAGAAGAUGGUAGCUGGAAAGCCGGCUCACAAGACAAAGCAGAAAGUGAGCAUCGCCCCAGGUCCGCCUCUGGUGAUGCCUUCUUCAGCUACGACUUCCAGGUUUCAGGGCAUGGAUCAGUCGGUCGUGGCCGCAGCGCUUGGUGCUGGGAUCUCCGAGGAGAGCUUGAGAGAAAUGCAGAAGCUGCUUGCCGUGGACCCUGCUGGUGCACGCCGCUUGAGAGAGCCUGCUUUGCGUCAAACUGGCGCAAAGCCCAAGGCGAGAAGCUCUGCUGCUGCUGUGCUUUCAGAGUCAGAUGGCGAGGAGGACACAGGCGAAUCUGGCUCUCCUGCCAGGCAAGAGGAACCUUCAGUUGCUUUGGCGCUGGACAAGUUGACGGAGAUCAUGAAGCAGCUGUCUGCCGACAAGCUGAAGAAGGCCAGUGCUUCGAAAAUAGACCAAGCCCUGGAUUCGGCUGGAGGCGGGACGAGCUCAGAUGCGGCUGGCAUCCCAGGGCUGAAGAGAGCUUCAGCUGCGAGAAGAGCCUUGCGCGCAGCCUUGGUGGAGACGCCGGAGGAGGUGUCGAAUGUGGUCGAGAAGCUGCUGAUGGAAGACAUGCUGAGCCAGACUCAAGUGCCGGGGAUGCCUACUCCGGCGCAACAUCUGAGCGCCCGCGCUUGGUUGGAACACCGCUCACGAGUGGGAGCCUACAAAGCUACGGCUCACUGCGCCUGGGCGGCUUGUGGCAUAUGGGACGACUUGAUGCAGGGACGUGUAGCCCAUGCCAGGGCCAAGGCAGCGCUUUUGGUGCUGCAGAUAGAUCAGUGCUCAGUCGACAGGGGAAGCUGGACCCUUGCAUCGGAGCUGAGCUUGGAGCCAGGGCCCCCUUUUGCGUCUUUGAGCGCACAUGUGGCCCCAAAUGUUUCGGACGGAGAGAGCCCGUUCUCGAAACUGUUGGACCCUCGGUGGUCAGAAGUGAUGUUAGCCCAUCUCAAGGAGGCGGAGGACUAUGUGACGAAGAGGAGAGGUCUUGGGAAAAAGGCUGGAGACGACCCCAACAUGGAUGGGCUUGAGAGAAGGGUGGAUGAAGACACGAAGAAGGUCAUCGUCCCUGGAUUGCGAGCUCCUACAGUGAAGGUUCCUUUUUUGGUGAAUUCAUUGAUCAAGCACUUGCUUAGGCAUUGCAGCAAGCUGAGAUCUUUUGUGCAUAGCUUCCUCAGCAAUGAGCCUUGCCCUCUUGAUGAGUGCACUACGCUGGGACCUCUCUGGCCGAUGCCCUUGCCCUAUCCAGAAGUGUUUAGAGCGGGGGGUGCAGCUGGCUCAAUGUGGCGCAAGCGGAGGACUGUUUUGGUGAUUUUGGCCUUCAACUGGCUUUACCUCGGCAAGCCCCCAGCUUGUCCAAGCUGCCUUUGGCUGGGCCGGAAACUUUCGGGCCGGCAGUGGGCAAGAGUUCGCCUACUUGAGAGCCUCAGCGAGGAUGGGAAUUCAAUUUUUGAGGUCACAGCUGGCGAGAUGGCGCGAGCUGCAGCGAAGUCUGAAAGCGCCUCCGAUCAACUGGACGCGCUUCAUCGGGCCUUUGCCUCUGUGACCGCUGCUGGACUGGGUACAGGCAGCUAUGACUGUAGAGCUGCGAACGUGACGAAGUUUUUUGACGAGGGGGCUUCCUUUGGGGCCGAGUUCGGCGAUUUUGUUGAUGAGAGUGAUGCUGUCCCUUUCACUACUGCCAAGCCGAUCCAGGCCUCCCGUAUUUCUUUUGUUGGCCGACCUGCUUUUGAUCCCUUGCCUUUUUUUGAUGAGGAGACUGCCAAGGUCUAUCAGUUCCCCUUGCAGUGCAGGUUGGAUGAUUUGCGGUUGGAGCCCCCGCGUGUCUCUGUGCAUGCAUGCGCUGAUGAGCGAAACCUGCUUUUUCGCGCUAUGGCUGACACUGGCAGGCUUGGCUUUGUUGACCCUUCUGCUGUUGACCGAGGGCUAUAUGCGGGGCUCUUCGGCGUCCCGAAGGACUUGGAUAGGGAUCGAUUGAUCCUUGACAGCAGACCUGCAAACUGUGCUGAGCGUGUGCUCACCACGUGGACCAAAACUAUGGCAAGUGCUACAUGCCUCGGCGGCAUUGAGCUCGCUGAUGGGCAGAUUUUGGUCAUGUCUGGACGCGACAUCCGAGACUUCUUUUACCAGUUCCUGGUGAGUGAGGAGCGAUGCCGGAGGAAUGUUUUGUGCCCCUACCUUGAGAAGGAAGACCUGGAGUUCAUAUUCCGACGGAGCUUCUCCUCUGGUGGCUAUGUAGGUCUGAACACCUUGGCUAUGGGGGACACCAACUCAUGUGAGUUUGCGCAAGGCGCGCGUAUGCGCCUGGUCUUGUCCUGCGGUGGUGCUCAGCCCCAUGAGUUGCUGCAGCUGAAGCAACCUGUCCCUCGUGGGCUCCUCUCUGUUGGGAUCGUGAUUGACGAUCUUGUAUGCUUGGAGAAGGUGCUGGAAUCUUACUUUGAUGGUAACCCAGAGACCUCCUCUACUUGCAGCACUGAGCGGUUGGGCAAGAUCAUGGCGAAGUACGCCGAAGUUGGUCUGCCGGUGAAUGACAAGAAGUCCUUUGACAAUGCCACGCUUGGAAGUUUUUGGGGCGUCCAAGUUGAUGGCAAAAAGGGUACUGUCAGGCCUAAUGAAAGCAGGAUGUGGCCUCUCGUGUUGGUGACCUUGCGAGUUUGCUCUCUAGGCCUGGUCACCAUCGGCCUGCUGCGGUCAAUGGUGGGCUCCUAUGUCUCAAUUCUUUGCCUCCGCAGGCGGCUGAUGGCUGUGCUCAACUUUGUCUUUGAUGCGAUUGCCGCUUCUGAGAAUGACUCCCAGGUUUUACGGCUGUCCGGCAAGCUGACAGAUGAGCUGUUUUGUUUGAUACCGCUUAGUUUCUGCGCGGUGGUGAACUUACGCGCACAGACUCUGCCAACGUUGAGAGCCACUGACGCCUCGGACUGGGGCAUGGCCGCUGUUUCCUGUGAGUUGCCGCUGCCAGUAGCCAAAGAAGUACAAAGGCAUUCGCUUUCUCGGAGUGUUUGGUCAAAACUCCUCCCUCCUGCAAAAGCAUGGCUUAAGGCUAAACAGCUGCUGCUUCCUGAGGAUGAGCUGCCAGGUGGUGAAGUUUUUGAUGUGCACCCGUUUUGGGAAGUUUUGGCACGGUGCAUGCUGUACAAGGAGGAAUGGCGAAAGGCUCACCCCAGAGCUGUUCAUGUCAACAUUGGUGAGCUACGUGCCCACCUUUUAGAGGAAAGUAGGCUUGCUGUCAGACACACCAGCUGUAGAGUGGGCUACGCCCUUGACUCGCAGGUCGCCUUGGGUUGCCUCGUGAAAGGGCGCGGUUCGUCCAAAGCCCUCAAUGCUGAGCUGAGCAAGUCCAUACCAGUUUGCAUUGGCUCUGACCUCUACAGUGCGUAUGGGUUCUGGCCUUCUGGUUUGAACCGUGCUGAUGGACCUACUAGGGCCGCUGAGCCAGCAGAACCUGACCAGUCUUGUCCGCCGUGGUGGAACUCUUUGCUUGAGGGUGAACAUGCAGACUUUGACGCUUGGAUGAAUAAAGCCGAGCUGCUGAGGACGCCAGCUGCUGCCUUCCCUCCUGAGUGCCAGCCGCUGGAUUUACGCACCGGCCGGCGUGUGAGAACUGAGGCCUGGGCCGGACCGGGCGUGCCUGAUGAUGCCAGGCCUGCCGUGGCUGCAGAUUGCUGUCUGCUUUGUGAAGAAGCAGUGAGUAUUUUGCAAAGUUUUUCUGUGAAGCAAGUUUGGUGGCCCAAAGGGUCUCAGCGAAAGUUUUUAGUGGCUGGCGCUCUUGACCUUUAUACUGGGGUUGGUGCCGUGGCUCGUGCGCUGCUGCGUGGCGGCUGUCCUUGGGUCGUCACCUUUGAGAUCGGCCGUGGUGCAGACCAAGAUCUGCUUGACAAAGGGAAUCAGCAGAAGGUUUUGCGUCUCAUACAGCUUAAAGCCGUGAAGGUGUGCGGCUCAGCCUUGGUCUGCAGAAGUUUUUCAAGAGCCAUCACGCCGCCUGUGCGUUGUUCGCAGUUCCCCCGUGGCAAGCCUGAUGUUUCUUUUAGCAUGCGGGAAAAGCUGAUGGAGGGGAACCACAUGGCCGAUUUUCAGGCCGAGGUGCAUGAAGCGUGCGAGAUGGCUGAGCCCAUUGUUUUCUUUUGGUGCGAAAACCCAGACAGUUCUUUUUUGUGGAAGCAGCUGAAGUUCCAGAAGUUUGCCUCUCCUCACUCUCCCCAUGUUUUUAGAGCUGACUACUGUAGGUUUGGAGCGCCGUGGAGAAAGCGAACCAGAGUUGGCACCAACUUGCCCAAACUAUGCGGCCUUCGGAUGCUUUGCAAGUGCGUCGAGAAGACUCAUUUGAAGUUGCGGGGGCAGCAUCCAACCCUGCGGAUCCCUUGGACACUAGUGGCACAACCUUACCCUAGGGGCUUUGCGAAAGUGAUUGCCUCAGCUUGUUUAGAAGCUGCAGAGUGGAGUGGACCUUUUAGUCUCGCCGGCUGCGCGAAGUGCACCAACGACAGGAUUGGUGAAGCUGCAAACCCAGGACCUAGGAUGAACCGCAGUGUGCGAAACUUUUCACUUGAGCAAGCGCCCUUGCAGACCUUUGCCUCGCUGUCCUUGGGAGAAAAGCAAUGGGACAAGUUUCUGUCUUGGGCUGGAAACUAUGUUAGUGGAGACCUUGUUCAGCUUUUUCUUGCAGUGCCUCUCUUUCUUGCCCACGCCAUACGACGUUUUGGAGAUGCGGAGUUUGUGGCUGGUGGAUCCUUGCUCUACUACAGGCAUUUGGUGCUUGCAGCCCAGAGGAAGAUCCCUACGCUACGGCCUUUUGCUUCCAUCUGCUGGGACCUAGCUAGCCGUUGGGAGAAAGCUGAACCUACUAGACACCGAGCGCCUGUCCCUGAGUCUUUGGUUGAAGCGCUCGUGGCAGUGGCUUGGUUACAUGGAUGGAAGCGGUGGUGUGGCAUCACCUUGGUGAGCUUUUAUGGCAUUGCUAGAGUUGGCGAAGUCUUACGCUGCACUCGCGGUGAUCUGCUACUGCCUGAGGAUGUGAUGCAUGAGACGGCCGCUGCUUUUGUCCUGCUGAAGUCUUCAAAGACCAUGCACAGGGGGUUUGCAAAGUUGCAACACCUGAAAAUUUCCGUGCCCUAUGUUGUAAAGCUUUUAGGGCUUGUUUACUUGGGCGCGGCUCGGAGCGAGCCGCUUUUCCCUGGAAGUGCACAGAACUACAGGAGACGCUGGGAUUUUUUGCUGCGCUGUCUCCAGGUUGCCAAAGAGCUUCAGAUCACGCCUGGUGGUCUUCGAGGUGGCGGAGCUGUUUCUUUCUAUCGGCGAGGAGGUAACAUAACCGACUUGCUGUGGUCUAUGCGUUUGAGGCAUUUGAGCACCCUGGAGUCAUACUUGCAAGAAGUCGGAGCCAUAUCGCUCCUUACGGACCUGCCUCCUGAGUCACGACAUGCAGUGCGGUCUGCUGCCGCUUGCUUUCUGCACCUUUCCCACUGA
Cladocopium goreaui is the source of this 6681-nucleotide messenger RNA. Lineage: Eukaryota; Dinophyceae; Suessiales; Symbiodiniaceae. The record is from the annotation of a GenBank genome assembly.